AUGGCCGGCGGACGCAUGAAAUACCGUCAUCUUGGACGCACCUCCUCGCAUCGACAAGCGCUGCUUCGAAACCUCGUCACCUCCCUCUUCACCCACGAAUCCAUAUCAACUACAUGGCCCAAAGCGAAAGAAGCGCAGCGGCUCGCAGAGAAAUUGAUUACGCUGGGGAAGAAAAAUACAGAUGCUAGCAAGCGGAGGGCAUUGAGUAUAUUUUUUACCCCCCACGAACUCCUCCCCAAACUCUUCGGUGAGAUCCGCGAACGCUAUGCCGCCCGCCCCGGCGGCUACACGCGCGUUUUGCGCAUCGAGCCCCUCAAACCCGACCACGCACCCUCCGCCAUUCUCGAGCUUGUCGACGGACCCAAAGACACACGGUGGGCGAUGACUGCGCGGACCGUGGCACGAUUUCAAAAGGAGAAGAUCCCGAUGAAUAGCAUUACGGAAAGGAAUAUCGAGAAGGUGACGCAGUUUCGUGCGGGAGGUGAAGAGGCGUUUAAGAAGAUUGUGAAGAGGGUCGAAGAAUUGAAGUUGGCGGGCACGCGGCACAGGAAUGAUGUGCCGUUUGAUGCGCCUGGGUUUGAGGGGGAGGUGAAGGGGAGGAAGCUCAGGGAGAAGAGGUGGGGUGGGCAUAUUUAG
Messenger RNA from Sclerotinia borealis F-4128, 636 nucleotides. The record is from the annotation of a GenBank genome assembly. Lineage: Eukaryota; Fungi; Ascomycota; Leotiomycetes; Helotiales; Sclerotiniaceae.